UGAAAGUCUGUUUUUUUUGUCAGACUGUUUGCAUAGGUGAAUUAUUAGAAUGUUUGCUUUGGUAGUGUUUAAAAACUCUUUAUUGUUUUGCUAAAUAGCACGUACUCACCAAGAGAAAAGGGAAACGUGGUUGUUUAUUUAGAGACACGUCGCGAUUGCCGGACGCCUUGUGCUGUCCAAGAGUCAAAAUAUUCAAAUCACAUCCUCGGAAAGAGAAAAUUUUCCUAAGGAUAAGGAAAGCUCGAAUCAUUGUUAAUUGAAACUCGUUCUCGUCUAAUUUCCGUUUUACAGUAUCGAAUCAAGGACGUAUUUUAAAGACUUUUCAGGGUUAAAGAUUCCAAUAAACCACCAACGUCGAACCAAGGACAUCAGAAAGUUAGAAUACCCAAUUUGAAGAUUUUUUUAAAGCAAUGAGUAAUCCAGCAACUGUACCUACUCCCCUUCAAGAUGUUCAAGGAGAUGGACGCUGGAAUAGCAUGCAUGCAAGAUUUUUACGCCAAGCAAAAGAUUCUUCAUGCCAAAUACUUUUCGUUGGAGAUUCUUUGAUAAGAAACAUGGAAGAAACAGAGGAGUGGGAUGAACUCUUCAAGCCUUUGAGGUCACUUAACUUUGGUAUUGGAGGAGACUGCACUGAGCAUGUCCUAUGGAGAAUGCAGAAUGGGGAGUUAGAUGCCCUCUCACCCAAGGUAGUUGUACUUCUGGUUGGCACAAAUAAUCAUCACAGCACUGCAGACCAGAUAGUUGAAGGGAUAGAAGCCAUUGUAUGGACGAUAAAUGAAAAGCUUCCCUCCUCAAAAAUUCUCGUUUUGGGUCUUUUACCAAGAGGCGAAAAACCCAACCCUCUUCGUGAAAAACACUUUCAAGUUAACCACUCCUUGAGCGAGAUAGUCACUGCUAUUCCGCAUGCGCAGUACUAUGACGCUGACCCUGGAUUCGUCAAAGGAGACGGGCUCAUCGACCAUACCGAUAUGUUCGACUACCUGCACCUGACGAGGAAAGGAUAUAGAAAAUUCACGCGAAAAGUUUACGAAAUAGUCAACAAACUCUUGAAAUAUAAUUAAAUCUUAACUAAAUCUUCAUUUUAAUCUCGAAUUUCUCUCAUUACCGACACUAGGUUGUAUAGUAAAAGUUUUGAUAGACAACCUGUUUACUUUGGGCGCAUUCAUGUUUAAAAAUUCCGAUUUCAGACCACGUGUCAUUCCCUAGAGAAUAAGAUUCUUUGUUUGAGUUGUAUCCAUAUUCAUGUGUCUUCUAAUGUGCAGCCGUUAAACAAAGACGUAAUGCUCUAGGGAUUGCAUGAAAUGCACGUGGGCUGAAAUGUUAGAACAUUCCGUAAAUGGUAUUAGAUACUAAUAUGAGAUUUUAGACAAUGGCAGUCGUUUACUGAUUGCCUAAUUUUAUGCUAUUUUUCAGAUUAAGUAAAACCAAGAGAGCUUAAAUAAGAGAGGGACGCACGGGAGUAGGGUAAGGCGAACUUUUAACUGCAUCCGGCUACUAAAAAUAGCCCAACCGGGAAUUUACAUGGCGCGCGCGUUAUAAGAAGUUUCCCUCUCUUAUUUAUACUCUUGGUAAAACCAAUUAUAAGUCAUGGUCUCUGUCCAAGUUAAACUAUAAUGUACCACACGUUUCGUAUUAUGAAUGUCUGCCGGAUUCCUAAGAAAAUACCUUGUUUUUAUUGGUGCACAAAAACCCUUAAGUUACCAAAUAAAAUUAAACGAUAAAAAACUAGCAUAGGAAAAUAUGGAACAUAAUAUAGUAUAUAACGAAUUCGAUGUAAAUAGAGCAUUAGAGGGUA
Messenger RNA from Actinia tenebrosa (Australian red waratah sea anemone), 1795 nucleotides. RefSeq names its product platelet-activating factor acetylhydrolase IB subunit alpha1. The record is from RefSeq and is a predicted model, not a curated record. NCBI's taxonomy places the organism in Eukaryota, Metazoa, Cnidaria, Anthozoa, Actiniaria, Actiniidae.